Messenger RNA from Pseudoliparis swirei, 1159 nucleotides. RefSeq names its product zona pellucida sperm-binding protein 3-like. Gene Ontology annotation, cellular component: extracellular matrix. The record is from RefSeq and is a predicted model, not a curated record. NCBI's taxonomy places the organism in Eukaryota, Metazoa, Chordata, Actinopteri, Perciformes, Liparidae. Gene Ontology annotation, biological process: positive regulation of acrosome reaction; egg coat formation; binding of sperm to zona pellucida. Gene Ontology annotation, molecular function: acrosin binding. Bases 25 to 1044 code for a protein of 339 amino acids. The transcript has 11 exons.
CUCGAGUGUCUAAAAGGAGAAUAAAUGGCCCCAUCUGGACCCUUUCUUAUCUAUCUUCCCGGUGAGUGUCCAGAGCCAGCAUGCAUCAUGAUGGCGUUCUUUUGGCAACGUGCUCUGCUUGUGAGCCUGGCUGCGGCCAUGUCGGUGUAUGCAGACAUGAAGCUGGACUGCGGAACCGAUUCUGUGACGUUGGUGUGGAGGGAGGGCAGGUCCCGGGCCGAUACCUCGCUCUUCCGUCUGGGUAACUGCUUCCCCACCAGCUUCUCGACCACCGAGGCUGUUUUCAGCGUGGAUUUCGACGACUGUAACUUCAGGAGAAUUGUAACUGGGGAUCGCUUGAUGUUCACCAACGAUCUGACCUACAGUUCCUCUUCUGACUCUGACCCUCAGGCCUUCACUCACCCCGUUGUCUGUGUAUAUGAGAGGCCUGAAGACUGGUACCCGCGGCUUCAUGCCCCAAUUUUCAACACGUACGGUCUCGGAGAUCUAGAGUUCCACUUUGGCCUCAUGAAUGCUGACUUCUCUGGCCCAGCUGAAUCUAUUACCUUUCCUCUGGGCUCCUUUAUCCCGAUCAUGGCAAGCGUGGCCCAGGAGGCCCAUCAGCCCUUGCUGCUGUUUCUUGAGGAAUGCGUAGCGGCUACCACACCGGAGCUGCAGCCUGAAAGCACUUUGUACCCGAUAAUCGCCAAUGAGGGAUGUCUUGUGGACAGUCUGGUAUCGCGCUCUAAAUUCGAACGAAGGCAAAAAUCCUCUGAGAUCCACCUUUCCCUUCAAGCCUUUAGGUUUGGUCUCAGUGAAGAGGUGUUUAUUCACUGUAAACUUGUGGCUUGGGAUCCCAACCAUCAGGACAACAGCAAGAAGGCCUGCCACUAUGACCAAGAGCAUGGCUGGGAGCAGUUGGACAACUCUGCCUCCCGGUAUCUCUGUGCCUGCUGUGACUCUGACUGCAAGUCCAGGAGGGUCAGGAGUUCAGCAUCAGGGAAGCGUGGAAUGGCACAAAAAGCUGUCCUUGGGCCGCUGACUAUCACUGAUGUGAAUUAUUGAUUGUCCAGGCCUGGAUCUGUCUUGCACACUGGCUCUUCAAUCUGAAUUGGAUUUGUAUCGUUUUUAAACUUCUAAAAGUGUAAUGCCUCCCCAAUGUUAUUAAAGAUAACUAUAC